This is a messenger RNA of Salarias fasciatus (jewelled blenny), 1737 nucleotides long. RefSeq names its product kelch-like protein 10. Gene Ontology annotation, molecular function: protein binding. Lineage: Eukaryota; Metazoa; Chordata; Actinopteri; Blenniiformes; Blenniidae. The record is from RefSeq and is a predicted model, not a curated record. The transcript is spliced from 5 exons. The coding region runs from base 1 to 1737 and encodes 578 amino acids.
AUGGCGACAGUUCAGGAGGAGCUCCGUUUAGCUGGAUUGCUUUGUGAUGCAUUUCUGAAAGUUCAAGACGUUGAAUUUCAAAUUCACAAAAUUAUCUUGUGUGAAUGUUCACCAUACUUCGAAGCUCUUUUCGUUAAGAGAUCCAGCCCAAACCAGAGGGACUAUGUCAUUGAUGGCGUCACUCCUGUGAUUAUGGAGCUUAUUAUCCAGUUUGCAUACACAGGCUCUGUUCCUGUGACAAUGGACAAUGUGCAGGACCUCAUGGUCACGGCUAAUCAUUUUGAAAUAAUGGACAUUGUACAAACCUGCAGCCAUGCACUGGAAGAACAGCUCUGUCCAGAGAAUUGCAUAAGCAUUUGGCAGUUCACAAAAAACUAUUGUUUCUCCAAGCUAGAAUUUCAAGUCCAACGCUAUAUUCUGUAUCACUUUGAAGAAGUGGUUUCCAGUAGUGCAGGGCAAUUGAUGCAGCUCAGUGUCCAUGAAUUUGUGCAUUUCCUCAGCAGAGAUGACCUUAUUGUAAGGACAGAGAGAACUGUGUAUGAGGGCAUUAUGAAAUGGAUCACCAAUGACCCCCAUCAACGAAAAGGACACCUCUGCUCUCUAAUUUCAAAGAUGCGACUCUGUAUGAUGAGCUCGACUGACAUCAUGAAUGUGCUGCUGUCCAACGACCUAGUGAAGAAGGACUCUCAGUGCCGGGCCAUGGUCACCAGAGUCUCCAGAAUCCUGCGUUACCUCAACAAUCACCAUGCUGGUGACAUCUUCUCAAACCCCUUUGCUCGACCGCGUCAACCAAAUGCCAUUCUGGUGGCCAUUGGAGGCCUUAAUGAAGCAAACGUCAUCUUAAACAUUGAUGCAUAUGACAUCCGGGUCAACCGUUGGUUCCAGUUAACAGCCCCUUUAGAAUCCCCUCGUUAUUGCCACGGCACCGCCUUCCUGAAUGGAUAUAUUUAUGUCAUUGGUGGCUCGGACGGAAAUGAGCAGUUGAACAGUGUGUGCAGGUUUAAUCCCAUCAUGAAAGUUUUUGAAGAAGUGGCACCGAUGCAUUUUUGUCGUGUCUUUGUCAGCGUGACUGUGCUGAAUGGGCUCAUCUUUGCCAUGGGAGGCUCUGAUGGGCAGAUGUGUCACAGAUCUGCAGAAUACUACCUGCCCGAGAGCAACCAGUGGACCCUCAUAGCACCCAUGCAUGAAAGGAGGGGUGCCGCCAGUAGCACAGUCCUCCACGAGAAGAUUUAUAUUUUUGGAGGAAGCAAUGGGAGGGACCCUCUGCAAAGCGCUGAAUGUUACAAUCCACAAACCAACCAGUGGACAAGGAUUUUUGACAUGAGUAUUCCCCGCGAUGGAUGUGCAGCUGUUGCUCAUAAGAAUCUCGUCUAUGUGGUUGGUGGCUUUGAUGGCAACGAACAUCUGAGCAGUGCUGAGGUCUAUCAUCCAUUGACCGACAGCUGGGCCGUCCUGCCGUCCAUGGGAAGCAGGCACACCGCCCCUGGCAUCGGAGUACUUGAUGAUCGCAUCUUUGUGGUUGGGGGUUUCGACGACCGCAUUCACACCAUCCGUGCUGUGGAGUGCUUUGAUCCGAUGUUGAAUCUGUGGUCUGAUGUCCGGGACUUGUAUGACUCUUGUGCUGCAUUGAGCUGCUGUGUGAUUCACGGACUCCCCAACAUGGAGGACUACACCUUCAAUCGAGACAGCCUGCCAUUUAUUCAGGUAGACGCAGAAAUGGAGGAUCGGGAAGAGUAA